UCGUCACAAAACAAUUAAAAAAAUAUACCUGUUCCUGUUUUUCUUGUAUAAUUUCCUUUAAUUGCUAAUUAAUUUAAUCUUGUUUAUCAGUUUAAAAGUUUUCUGACGAAUCAUACGACGACAUAAAGAAAAACGUGCCUUCUUAUUCCGUGAAGACAUAAGACCGGAAAUGUGUUGUGGGUGUUGAUUUCAGUCGAGUAAAAUAAUACGUGACCUCCCGCAGCCUCAAUAAGGUAGCAGGGCAAAAUGUGGAAGCUGUGCAACUUAAGCCGGAACCAGUACCUUCUGUUGGGUAUGGUAAUUGGAUUUUUAUACAGCUACUACUUGCCCCAGGAUUUGACAGAAAUCGUAACCGAGUGUCCGGAGGCAACCGCCAAGGAACACCUGCUAGGUGACGAUGUUCGGUAUGGAAACGAAUUUGAACCGCAGCUGAACCUGGAACAGAAACCGAUGCAAGCCAAAAAACAGGUGAAGAAUAUCGUUCGUCCGAGGUAUUACUACACGGAGCUCGGUAUACGGGAGAAGCUCUUCGUGGGGGUAAUGACAACCCAGGAUAACAUAGAUUCGUUGGCCACAGCAAUCAACAAGACUUCCGCUCACUUGGUUAACAAAAUCAAAUUUUUCAUCAAUGCCGAUAAUGUUAAGGCAAAUUUUAAACUGAAGAACAUAGUAGGUUUCACGGAUACUCGAGAGAAUUUGAGGCCGUUCCACGUGCUGAAAUACAUUGCUGAUAAUUAUUUGGAUGAUUACGAUUAUUUUCUACUGAUGAUGGAUACCGGAUAUGUCAACGCCAGACUACUGAAGGAACGGUUAUCUCAUGUGAGCAUCAGUUUUGACAUCUACAUGGGAACACCUCACGGGACAACUUUAAUUGGCGAUGAGGACGUCCCAUCCGAUGCCCAGUAUUGUGAUCUUCAUGCAGGAAUAGUUCUAAGCAGCAGUGUGAUUCGUAAAAUUCGAGCCAAUCUGGAUUGGUGCGUCAGAAGCGCAGUUUCCAAUCAGCACAACCUUAACAUCGGCCGUUGUGUCAAAUACUCAAGUAAAAUAGACUCAUGUCAGACCAACUGGCAGGGAAUCAACGUAACCAGCUAUAAAUUGCACAGCUAUAAAAUCUAUCGAGAUCUCCAUCUUAUUAAAAAUGAAGACUCUUUUAAUUCUGCCUCCGUAAUCUAUCCGAUUACCACAGCUGAUGAUUUUUAUCUCCUGCAUGCGUACUUUUCUCGAAUCCAUCUGGAAGAAAUCAAUCGCACUAAGAAUCGAAUUCAACAAGAAGCCUCCUCAAUUUCUAACGGUUCACUCCCCAACGAUAUACUGGAAGUACGCUGGCCACUCGGCGUUCCAAAACCAAAUCCCCCAGAAUCACGCCACGACAUCAUUCCCUGGACCCAUCUAAACCUGACUCACUCGUUCAUGUACAAUACGGAAACCAACGUGCGCCCUCUAUCGACCGUCGACGCCCAGGACAUGUCCAACAUUCUGAAUAAAACUAUCAUCGAAGCGCAUCGGUCUAAUCCGCAUCUCGAAUAUCGAUCCCUGCAUUCGGCGUACAAGAAAUUCGAUGCCGUUCGUGGAAUGGACUACCGUAUGCAUCUGAACUUUUACGACCGAGCUCAACGGCAACCAGUGCUGAAAAGUUUCGAGGUGGUUAAACCCAUCGGGCUGAUCGAGAUAGUGCCAUCCCCAUACGUCACGGAAAGCACCCGAAUUGCAAUACUACUGCCAACCUUCGAGCACCAAAUUCGGGAGGCUAUGGAGUUUGUAGAAGCGUAUGAACGGGUUUCCAUGGACAAUCAAGAUAAUACUUUUCUGAUGCUGAUCUUCUUCUACCGUGCCAAUACUCCGAGCAAGGGUGACGAGGACGUAUUUUUGCCGCUCAAAAAUCAAGCUCUCGGUCUGACGGAGAAGCACAAGCAGGAUGGUUCCCGUAUAGCGUGGGUUUCGAUACGACUUCCUCUGGAGCUGAGCCAGCCGUUCGAGCUGAACCAUCUGUACAGUACGUCCAUGUACGGUCCCAACCAGUUGCUCGGAUUUGCGGCCAUUGAUUUGGCGCUGCGAAAAAUUGGACUCGAUAGUCUGGUGAUGGUGUGCUCGGUGUCUGUUACAUUUGCGUCCGAUUUCUUGAACCGAGUUCGAAUGAACACUAUCGCAGGAUUUCAAGUGUUCAGUCCGAUUGGCUUCAACAUGUACCCUUGUGGAUGGACCGGGUUGUGUAAGCAGUGCGAAGGUUGCGACGUCGGGCAGAGCAGUGGGUACUUUGAUCGGGCCAAUUACGAUGUCAUUUCUUUCUACAGUCGCGAUUAUGUAGAGGCCAGGAAAGCACUAGAACAACAGCUGCCUAUUGUUCGUAGCGAUCGCGAUAUUAUAAAUUUAGUAAAUUAUACCGAGGAUCAAGGUAUCCGGAACAUUGCCGAUCUGUUUGUUCGUGCUUCUGGAACCAAAAUUCAUAUGCUACGAGGAAUUGAGCCAAAUUUGCGAUUCGGCCGAGUUAUGGAAAACUUUUUGGCCACGGAUAUUGAGGGUGAGCAAUUAAUGUCACUACGUUGCGAAGAGCAUGACCACGAACGUUGUAUUCGCAUCGCUUCCAAAAAACAGAUCGGCGAUGUUUUAGUGCAAUACGGAAACAAUGGAGGUGGAGAGGGUGAGAUAAAAAAGUAACAAAUCUAAAUAUAAUGUACUCCUUUUUUAUACAGGUUAUUCUUUUAAAAUCUUAGGUGUCUAGAUUUAGGAGCAUUUAUAUUAAUCGAAACUGAAUCAGUCUUGCCAAAUACAUUAUAUUCAAUGCGAAUAGAUAGUAAAUCAAGGAACUUGAAAAAAAUAGAUGUUAGAUAGAUUAACAGAUUUUAGAACACAAGUGACAAUAAAGUGCCUUAUUAUUA
Messenger RNA from Uranotaenia lowii, 2876 nucleotides. It is a transcript of the gene Chpf, whose product is annotated as chondroitin sulfate glucuronyltransferase. Gene Ontology annotation, molecular function: glucuronosyl-N-acetylgalactosaminyl-proteoglycan 4-beta-N-acetylgalactosaminyltransferase activity. The transcript is spliced from 3 exons. Lineage: Eukaryota; Metazoa; Arthropoda; Insecta; Diptera; Culicidae. Gene Ontology annotation, cellular component: Golgi cisterna membrane. The coding region runs from base 247 to 2655 and encodes 802 amino acids. The record is from RefSeq and is a predicted model, not a curated record.